Molecule: messenger RNA, 2148 nt
Organism: Enhydra lutris kenyoni (northern sea otter)
Lineage: Eukaryota; Metazoa; Chordata; Mammalia; Carnivora; Mustelidae
Product: zinc finger protein 750
Exons: 2
Coding region: 1-2148 (715 amino acids)
Biological process (GO): positive regulation of transcription by RNA polymerase II; epidermis development
Cellular component (GO): nucleus
Molecular function (GO): DNA-binding transcription activator activity, RNA polymerase II-specific; promoter-specific chromatin binding; RNA polymerase II cis-regulatory region sequence-specific DNA binding
Source: RefSeq, a predicted model, not a curated record
AUGAGUCUUCUCAAAGAGCGGAAACCAAAAAAGCCACACUACAUCCCCAGGCCUCCAGGAAAGCCCUUCAAGUACAAGUGUUUCCAGUGUCCUUUCACUUGCAAUGAGAAGUCACACCUUUUCAACCACAUGAAGUACGGUCUCUGCAAGAACUCCAUCACUCUGGUGUCAGAGCAGGACCGCGUCCCUAAGUGCCCCAAAUCCAACUCCCUGGACCCCAAGCAAGCGAACCAGCCAGACGCGGCCGCAAAGCCCUCCUCCGCCCAGCCUGUCGCGAGCGGGCUCCCACACUUCGAUGCCAAGCUCCAGCAAAGCCUUGCCAAGGACGACGUGAAGGAAAACCUGGACCUGCACGCACGUGGGCCCCAAAGGUGCCCAGGACAGAAGCCUGCUCUCCACGAGGAAGCAGCUCCCCUGAGUCCAGCUCCAGAGGCCGGCAGGGGCACCCAGCCCGUUCUGGAAGGCAUCGCGCGGCCCUCGGCGUUUGUGCCGGUGGGAGAGCACAGACUGAAAGGGCCAGAACGCACGGGGGCUCCUGAGCUGCUGGCACUGCCCAACCCCACGGCCAAAGCCACCUCCUUCCACACCAAGUCUGCAUUCCAUGCUCCCGGCUACCCGUGGAAAGCCGGCUCACCUUUCCUCCCACCUGAGUUCACACACAAAAUCCCUUCUACAAAGGGGUUUGGUGCCAUUUCCCCUUACAUGCAGCCCGGGGUCCCAGAGUACUCACCACACUUUUACACAGAGCACGGACUGGCCACCAUCUACUCACCCUACCUACUCGCCGGGAGCUCACCCGAAUGCGAGGCCCCCCUGCUCUCCGUCUACGGGGCCCAAGACCAGAGGCACCUGCUGCCUCCCCCGGGACCAGUCCCGAAGCACUUGAACCCCCCCUCGGCAUAUGACCAUUACAGGUUCUUUCAGCAAUAUCAUUCCAACCUGCCAAUUCCUUAUGGGUUUUACAGACCAGAGUCUGCAUUCUCCUCCUACGGUCUCAGACUCCCACCCGUCGCGGGUAUUUCCAGAGAUCAAAGCUCUCACCUACUGGAAGAAGCCGCCCUGCUCUACCCAGCCUUGAGUCCAUCCAAGUCAAGUCCUUCCAGCACCCACAAAAAACACACCGAGUUUGAGAAGGACAGCCCAACUCCUGAGGCUAAAGAUUCCUCCAAAGACGGGCAAAGGGACACAGAGGGAACCAAAAUGAGCCCUCGAGCAGGCAGCGCAGCCACAGGCUCCCCAGGAAGGCCGAGUCCCACCAACUUCACACAGACAAGUCAGCCGUGUGCAGAGCUGAGCAGCCUCUCAGACAAGCCAACCUCCAGCGCCCUGGGAAGGCUUCAUCAGCCUGAACACAGCCUCACAGCCUUCAAGCCCGUCAAGAAAAGCACAGAGUGCCCACAUUCCCAAGCUCUGGAAAACAGAGACGAGUCUGCAAAAAGCCUUGACGCCAUGAACGGAGAUGCCCCAGCUGAGACGGGAAGUGCCUCUCGUUGUCCGGAGGCCACACCUUCCAGCCCAGAGGACAGCUCCCGGACAGCUCCGCUGAACCUCUCCAAGAAACCCGAGGCUAGAGCGGCCACGCGCAGCCCGGUGUACAAGGAAUAUGCGGAGCUGCAGGACAUGCCCCUGAACCUCUCGGUGAAGGACCCCUGCAACGUCCUGACCCGGCGACCUUCCCUCCACAGCCCACCGCGACAGGCAGAACCUGCCACCACAGCUGCUCACAACACAGAGAUGGGAAGUUCCGAAGAUGGGCCAGACCACACCCUGACAGACCCAACUGGCCUGGACGCUGCUGAGGGGCCAUCCACAGCCCCUGCUGUGAAGGCCCAGGACACGAGAGCAGUGGACAGCAGUGACGAGCAGAAGCAGACAGCGGCCGUGGCCCUCUGCCAACUGGCGGCCUACAGCCCGGGGAAUGUCCGGGUGAGCGACGGGGAGCCCACAGCCCCGGAGUCCACCUGCCAACAAGACGCGCCCACUCUCAGCACCACGGAGAGCCAGGAGGCUCAGUGUGACCUCAGACCCAGAGGGCAAAAGCGGACAAGUCCGAGGGAGGCUGGGAAGUCGCAGCAAGGAACUAAGAAGACGAAGCAGAGCGACACAGCCAGAGUGUUCACUCUUCGGAAAAGAACACGGGUGUCUUAG